UCAAUACUUGUAGGAACGCUAAAUUGAAAAACAAAGAGCAUGAAAGAGACACACGAUGAAACGAGCUCCGCCCCAAGAGCAGCAUCACCAGCUCCACCCCACUCAGCAUCAUUAUCAUUUAGUCAGACACCAAGACACCCACAUGCCACAACUUUAUCAAACACGCCGCCAGCGGUUUCUGCGCCAGUUUCGCAGUUUCUGGGGACACCGGACCGCCCUGUCACAGUGCCGGCUAGCGGUGCCCGAACGCCUAUUAGGUCUAGAAAUAUAACUCCCAAAUUCUUAACACCUUUAGCAAGCCCCCUUAGAAAGGCACUACACCUCACCAAGCUAGACCCACAUGAUGCCUGGCUGCCCAUCACACAAUCAAGAAAUGGAAACGCUUACUAUGCUGCCUUCCAUACACUUUGUUCUGGAAUUGGCAUUCAAGCACUUAUUCUUCCUUUCGCCUUCACUUUUCUUGGCUGGAUAUGGGGUAUAAUAUCGUUAAUUUUAGCGUUCAUAUGGCAACUCUACACUCUAUACUUGUUAGUGAACCUCCAUGAAUCAAUAGAAACUGGUGUCCGAUACAGCAGAUACAUGCAAUUGGCAAAUGCAGCCUUUGGUGAAAGAUUAGGCAACACCCUAGCCAAAGUACAAAUUAUGUAUCUCUCCCAAGGAACUUGCAUAGCACUAAUCAUCAUUGGUGGAUCUACCUCAAAAUUGUUCAUGCAAAUCGUGUGUCGUGAUUCAUCAUGCAAAGCGGAGACGUUGACGACAACAGAAUGGUACUUGGUGUUCACAUGUGGAGCAAUUCUCCUUUCUCAGUUGCCAAACUUGAACUCGAUUGCUGGGGUUUCAAUGGUUGGCGCAUUCACUGCUGUCGGGUAUUGUACACUUAUAUGGGUGGUAUCAGUGGCUAAAGGUAAAGUAUCGAACGUGUCUUAUGACACGAUUAAGGCUACAUCGGAAAUUUCUAGUGUUUUUAACAUUUUCAACGCCCUUGGUAUCGUUGGUUUCGCAUUUAGAGGACACAAUCUUAUACUUGAAAUACAGGCUACAAUGCCGUCGAGUGAGAAACAUCCAUCUCGAAUUCCAAUGUGGAAGGGUGUUAAAGCUUCGUAUAUUGUUAUAGCUAUGUGCUUGUUCCCCCUUGCAAUUAGUGGCUUUUGGGCUUAUGGCAAUCUAAUUCCUUCAAAUGGAAUGUUGGUGGCAUUGCUAAUGUUCCAUGCUACGGAUCUAGCCAAGUCUAUGCAAGGGCUAGUAAGCUUACUUGUUAUCAUCAAUAGCCUUACUUCAUUCCAAAUAUAUGGGAUGCCAAUAUUUGAUGAGAUGGAGUCAAUGUUUGUGAUAAGGUUCAAGAAGCCGUGCCCAUGGUGGCUCAGGGUGAUCAUGCGAGCUUUAUUUGGGUUCAUAUCAUUCUUUUUUGCAGUCGCAUUUCCUUUCAUGGGAGCGGUGGCUGGUUUGGUUGGAGGGAUUGCUUUGCCUGUCACACUAGCAUACCCAUGCUUCAUGUGGCUAAGGGUUAAAAAACCAAAACCUUAUAGUCUCUCCUGGUGCUUAAAUUGGGGACUAGGUGUUUUGGGAAUGGUACUAAGUCUUAUGGUGGUCAUCGGAGGGCUUUAUACAGUUUUUAGCACCGGUAUAAAAGUUCAGUUUUUUAAACCGCAGUUAAUGUAAUGGAUUUAUCAUUCGAAUUUAUUUUUAUGUUCAUUACGUUACAUUAUC
Molecule: messenger RNA, 1707 nt
Organism: Helianthus annuus (common sunflower)
Lineage: Eukaryota; Viridiplantae; Streptophyta; Magnoliopsida; Asterales; Asteraceae
Product: lysine histidine transporter-like 8
Exons: 5
Coding region: 40-1659 (539 amino acids)
Cellular component (GO): plasma membrane
Source: RefSeq, a predicted model, not a curated record